UGGGGUCUCUAUGGAUCCCUAUGGGGUCCUUAUGGGGUCUCUAUGGGGUCUCUCCCUAUUGCAGCUGUGGGAGGACAAGGAAGGCAAGAAGAAGAUGAACAAGAACAACGCCAAAGCUCUCAGCAGCCUCAGGCAGAAGCUCCGCAAGCACAACAGGGACUAUCAGGGGCUGCUCAACGCAUACAGACAGAACCCCGAGCAAUCGGCCGAUGAGGACGAGGAGAAGAAGAGCCGCGACUCUGAGGGCUCGUCCAGCUCUGGGGAUGAUGAUGACGAUGGUCUCGGUGCUGCCGCCUUCCUCAAGAAGAAAGAUGGGGGGAGAGCAAAGAGAUCCGAGGUAUGGGGGGCACUUAUGGG
Messenger RNA from Coturnix japonica (Japanese quail), 357 nucleotides. The record is from RefSeq and is a predicted model, not a curated record. Lineage: Eukaryota; Metazoa; Chordata; Aves; Galliformes; Phasianidae.